CAGUGAGUUUUAUAUAAUCGUCAUAUUUAAAUAUGUCUCUGCCAAAGGUUUUGCUGGUUUUGGCACUGGUGGCACUUUCUGGUGCCACUGUUCGGAGGACCCCUGAAGAGGCGCGGCGUAUAGCAAACAAAGUGUUGGACACGGUACCUUUGGUCGACGGUCACAAUGAUCUUGUGAUGAACAUCAAAGAACGAGCUGGUGGUGUUUUGGCAAAUAUUGAUUUGAACCAAAAUUUGACUAAUCACCCGUUGUGGGUGGGAUGCGAGUUUUGCCACACGGACAUUCCUAGACUCAGAGCUGGAAAGGUUGGAGCCCAGUUCUUUGUCGCCUUUGGCGAUUGCUCGGCCCAGUAUCGCGAUGCCACUCAAAAAACCCUAGACACGCUUGAUCUUAUUAUAAGAUUCUCGGAACAGUACAGUGAUACGUUCAAAUUUGUUACCACACCACAAGGAAUUCUGGAUGCUUUUGCCGAGGGAAAAAUUGCAAGUCUGGUUGGAAUAGAAGGUGGCCAAAGUAUUGACAACCGCCUGUCCAUUCUGCGCCAAUUUUACAAAUUAGGGGUGCGCUACAUGUCUUUAAACCACAUGUGCCACACGCCCUGGUCAGACACUUCGUUCAGCGACAAUCCAGAGUCGGGCCUUAGCCCGAACUUAAACGGCCUCAGCGAUUUCGGACGGCUGGUCGUUCGUGAGAUGAACAGACUGGGAAUUAUGGUGGACCUGGCACACGUGUCCAAAGCGGCUCAAGAGGACGUGCUGGCCGUUUCAAGAGCACCAAUUAUCUACUCGCAUUCAAACGCCUACGCACUAUGCAACCACGACAGAAAUGUGCAUGACAACGUUUUGCAACUAGUGAAAAAUACAAAUUCUAUUGUGAUGGUCAAUUUCUACACAGGCUAUGUCAAUUGUAACAUAACUUCAGCAACGCUUCAGGACGUUAUCAAUCAAAUUAAUUACAUUGUUAGCUUGACUGGAUAUGACAAUGUUGGCAUUGGCAGUGAUUUUGAUGGCAUCAAUAGUGAGCCUGAAGGGUUGGAGGACGUUUCUGGGUUUCCCAAUCUUUUUGCAAAGUUAGCCGAAGACCCAGCUUGGACUGAAGAGAACUUGCGCAAAUUGGCUAGCGAUAAUUUCAUUAGGGUUUUCCGUGACGUGGAAAGAGUUCGAGAUGAAAUGGCCGCCGAAGGAAUAACUCCUUUUGAGGGAAUCAUCCCUCUGGCUGAAUUGGGGAACAAUACGGCCUGCUACACUGGCGAUUGGUAGUAAAAUCUUCAAUUAUAUUUGGAAUUUUGACAAUAAAUUUUCAUUGAA
Molecule: messenger RNA, 1307 nt
Organism: Neocloeon triangulifer
Lineage: Eukaryota; Metazoa; Arthropoda; Insecta; Ephemeroptera; Baetidae
Product: dipeptidase 1-like
Exons: 9
Coding region: 33-1259 (408 amino acids)
Biological process (GO): proteolysis
Molecular function (GO): metallodipeptidase activity
Source: RefSeq, a predicted model, not a curated record